AUGGAGGAUCACGAGAUGGCCCUCCUGAAUGACCGGGACAUUACCACCAGACGAGGCAACAGUGCCGCGAGGGACACCACGCCAGACUUGUCGUGGUUAUCAGGCACGCUAGACGUCUCCUGGAGAAGCGAAGAAGUGGACCUGGGGUCUGACCACAGCGUGAUUGGCAUCAUGAUCCGAGGCUCCCGAUAUCGGGCUAUGCUGGGGACGGCGCGGAUCACGGAUUGGGAUAAGAUGAGAAAGUUUACCCAAGGACAAGAAGAGGCGUCGGAGGAACAAUCGGGACAAGCUGAAACACAAAGGACCUACACCGAAUGGGCGAGGGACCGGAAGAAGGCCCUCGAUAAAUUUACCCAAGAAAUCGCACCGACGUCGCAGACACCGUACGUGGACGCCAGACUGUCCCACAUGUGGGCGACCCGACACUCGUUAACGCGGCGGUGGAAACGUCAGAGACACAACAGAAAGCUGGCCAAGCGCAUAGCAGUCUUGAACAAACAGAUGGCCGAGCACGCGGCCAAACUAUGUAAGGAAAAUUGGCUGAAGACCUGCGACGGCCUACAGGGCAAGCUCUCGACGUGGAAGACGUGGUGUCUCUUGAGGCAUCUGAUCGACCCGAUGAGUAGCAAAACUGCGACCAAUCGCAACCACACCAAAGUAUUGAACUCGUACAAGGGAGACGGCCGCAGGCUCCUGGAAGACCUGAAGGCCAAGUACUUAAAGACAGAGAAGGGCCAGUACCCGGUGCCCGAGAGGUACGAAGGACCCGACAACGAAGAACUGGACCGGCUGUUUACCAUGACGGAACUGUGGACAGCGAUAGAUGACAGUAACAAGAGAAGUGCACCCGGCAGGGACGCCAUAACUUACAAAUUACUCGGUAACGUGAUCGGUACAGAGGCCAGCGGUCUCCUAGAGCACAUUAACGAAGCCUGGGAGAGCUCACAGUUGCCAAAGGAAUGGAAGGACGCCGAGGUCCGCUUCAUUCUAAAGCCCGGCAAGGCCCUCACGGUGAUGGAGCGCAUGGUCCUUCGCCGGCUGCUGAAGCACCUCGAACAAAAGGAUCAGAUGCCAGAGACGAUGUACGGCUUCAGGCAACAUGUCAGCACCCAAGACGUGAUGAUCCAACUCGACGAACUGGUCGUCAAGCCGGCAACGAGGAAAAUCCAAGAAGGAGCUGCCGCCGAACGUGAUUAUCACCAUCGCCGGAACUACCAUCAAGCAACACAGCAGAUUAGGAUUCUCGGCCUACUACUCCAGAGCGACGGGGAGGCACAGGCCGCCAUCAGAAAUAUCAAGAUUUCAACCGAACAGAUACUUGCUGAUCCCGUCCAAUGGAGCUUCGUGCGGGAACUACUGCUGCUUACCGGAGGCCACAACGUUGGAUGA
This is a messenger RNA of Dermacentor andersoni, 1389 nucleotides long. The record is from RefSeq and is a predicted model, not a curated record. Lineage: Eukaryota; Metazoa; Arthropoda; Arachnida; Ixodida; Ixodidae.